GUGCGGGAUGUGAAGGGGAUGGGGCUGCUCAGAGACUGGAGUUUCGCGCGAGAAGAUAGAGUCAUUGCCCCGUUAGAAGACGGAACUAUUUGUGUGUGGGAUUUGAAUCAUUCACACUCAAGCGCAUCCCAUCUUACAAAAGGUAGAAUUGCCGGCACCAGCGAGUCUGGGGCGCUAUUUUCGAAUUUGUCAAAAAGAAGUGACAAGUCGCCGACGCGAAGUCCGGGGAUGGAGUUUCUAGGCGUUGGCGAAUGCAUGAGCGUGGAUUCCGUUCGGAAGCGGGCGUAUAUCUGCGUGGGGAAUAUCCUCAAUGAGGUGGACUUGGAAACGUUACAGAUUGUCCACCAGGAGAGAUACGCCUGGUCUAUUUUUGCUCUGUCGCAGGAAACAGACUACUCAGUGCCUAUCACACUUGCUACAACGCUGAGUCUUCAAAUCUACGAUGCGCGUUUAUCAACGCACGACGAGGAAGCAGAAAUCAGUCUACGCUGUGAAAAGCACCCACCUAAUUUCCUCCCCAAUUCCAACCUAUACAGCCAUCCCGACUGUCAGGUCCUGCGGCUACUCCCUAACGGCCAGCCACCACAGCGCAUCCGUAGCCCGGAACCAAUUGAAAAAGGCGCCAACUACGCGCCUCUCUUCCAACCGGGGCCCUUGUCCAUCUUACACCCUCCUACACCGCAUGUCAACACUAUUCUUCUAGCCGGCCGAUUCCCCAGUAUCCUCUGCUAUGAUCGACGAACCUUCCCCAAACUCCAACAGGCGAUCCACUCCGGAGGCAGACUAUGCGGCCUGACCUCCGUUCCUCCCCCCAACUUCCCCGUCUGUUCUCACCCACACUGGCUAAACAAACACACCGUCGUGGCUUGCGGUGAAUACAACGGACGAGGCUCCCUUGAGCUCUACGACCUCGCCUUCUCAGGCUCUGACCCCCAGAGCGCAAAUGCCGAGUCUACGAUGCACACAGCGCGAUAUCAAAACCGCCAAAGCGCAUCAAGCUCAAAACUCCUCUCCGUUGCCUCGCAUGGCGCCCGCAUCGUCUUCUCAGAUUCGAACGGCAAUAUCAAGUGGAUUGAGCGAGACGGUCGAACGGAGAUUCGCCGCUGGAAUAUCAACACCGAUCGGCCACAGUCGCCGCCCUCUAGUUUAGACAACGUCCCCGACGGGCUUAUUUCCCCGUCAGGCAUGUUCUGGUCCUCCGACGCUAAUAGUCGGAACGCGGUGGCACGGAAGAUUCUUCCUACGGACGCGAACUUGGAUGGCGAUGAGCUGCUCGUCUGGACAGGGGACCGGAUAGGGCGGCUGAAGUUUUCCCAUGACAAUGAUCAUGUCGAGGAAGAUGAAUAUAAGUAUGACGACGAGGACCAUAUGAUCUCUGAUCUCGAUCCAGCAGAAAGACAAACUCGGAGAGAGAGUCGCCAAGCCUUGCGCCGUCGCGAGCAGGAGUAUGCGCAUAUGAUGCGCUUGGCUGGCUAUGUCUGCGCGCCCAUCCUCCCCUCGCACGCCGAUAAUCUCCUCCUCCCGCAGAUGGUUACCAACAACGCCGACCCCCUCAUCACAGCUUACACCAUCUCCAUUGACUCAAACAACGCAUCCGUAACGACGGGCAUCUCGGCGCAUGACCGCGCCUUGACGUGUCGCCAGCUAGCAGACCCGAAAAUCACCGCCGCUAACUUCCGUCGUCCAGGACACAUUCUGCCCCUACGCGCGCGUCAGGGCGGCGUGCGCGAAAGGAGAGGGCAUACAGAGGCGGCUAUUGAUCUGUGUCGAUUGGCGGGGCGCGCGCCGGCGGGUGUGAUCGGUGAGCUGGUCGAGGAGGGUAAUCUGGUGGAGGGCGUGGCAGAGAUUAAGGGCAAUAAUGGCAUGAUGCGCAGGGAUUCUUGUCUGCGGUUUGGCAAGCGGUUCGGCAUAAAAGUUACGACGAUUGAGGAUAUGGUGGCGUAUUUGAAAAAGGUGGAUCCGUCGGGGAAUUUGAAUUUGGCUGUUUCGAAUGGGCACCAUUGAGAUGGGUUUUUUUCUCCUUUUUUGGGGUUUGUUGAUGGUGUAUUAGUGGCUGCUUUGACGCCGAUUGAUAGAUGAUACCGUGUGUUAUACUAGCGACUGGUGCAUAUAUGUUAUACAUGUACAUGCAGAACACAGAAAUAGAAAAAGGGCGUGCACAGGAUU
This is a messenger RNA of Talaromyces proteolyticus, 2166 nucleotides long. RefSeq lists its product as uncharacterized. Lineage: Eukaryota; Fungi; Ascomycota; Eurotiomycetes; Eurotiales; Trichocomaceae. The record is from RefSeq and is a predicted model, not a curated record. The transcript has 2 exons. Gene Ontology annotation, biological process: protein polyubiquitination; riboflavin biosynthetic process. Gene Ontology annotation, molecular function: 3,4-dihydroxy-2-butanone-4-phosphate synthase activity. The coding region runs from base 19 to 2004 and encodes 661 amino acids.